Molecule: messenger RNA, 6325 nt
Organism: Anopheles funestus (African malaria mosquito)
Lineage: Eukaryota; Metazoa; Arthropoda; Insecta; Diptera; Culicidae
Gene: RecQ5
Product: ATP-dependent DNA helicase Q5
Exons: 5
Coding region: 264-4805 (1513 amino acids)
Biological process (GO): double-strand break repair via homologous recombination
Cellular component (GO): chromosome; cytoplasm
Molecular function (GO): 3'-5' DNA helicase activity; nucleic acid binding; four-way junction helicase activity
Source: RefSeq, a predicted model, not a curated record
UUUGACAAAUUUUGACAAAUUUCCAGAAAAAGUCGAUUCGCUAGCGUUUCUUCGAUUUUUUUUGCAGAAUAUUCAAUGUAAGCAGUGAAACGUGCGAUUAAAAAAUAGACGCAAAUUUAGCAUGACUCUCGUUGCAAGUGAUACUGCGUGUUGAAAGCACUCGGCAUUUCCCUAACGCUCCCAAACUGCGCAUUUUCGAACGGUCUGAACGGGUAGCUUGUUUCGCUUUUGGUCCCCGGGAGCUACAGCUUCCGUCUAAAGAAAUGUCUUCAGAGUUCGAUAAGUUUAACGAGUGCUUAAAGGCAUCCUUCUGGAAGAACGUGAAAAACAACCGUGCCGAGCGGAAAGCGAACGGCACUGCAUUGAAAGUAGAACCAAAGCCAGAGCUGAAAAAUGAAUCCGAACCAGCGAUGCAAACUGCGGUACAGCAGCAUCAGUCCCAGCCCCAACAACAGUCACAGCUGCAGCCGAUGCGAUCCACGCCCGUUCCCGUGUCCGCUGUUUAUAACAUAAAGUGUGAAUCGACGGUAAAUGCAUCGCUCCAGGAACUGCUAGAAAAAGAUCCGAAAUGUGAAGAAUAUGAUGACUAUAUACCUCCGCGGGCGCCAAAAACGCCUCCCAUGGAGGACUACGAUGACAUGGUACCGCGGCCACAAACGCCCAUGGAAAUUCCCAACAUGGACGAUGUUGUGGAAAUUUCCGACUCUCCGGAACGCUCUAGCCGAAGGGCAAUGGAUAAGUUAGGCUCGAAAGAAACCAAAUCGGACGAAUUGCUACAGGAAAAACUGUGGCAAUAUUUCGGUCAUCGUGAUUUUAAAAGCCAGCUGCAAAAAGAAGCCAUCGAAACCAUUAUAGCAAGAACACGAGAUGUGUACGUUUCGAUGCCUACCGGAGCCGGAAAGUCGCUCUGCUUUCAACUGCCCGGUGUAAUGCAGGACAACAAGGUAACGAUAGUAUUUUCCCCUCUGUUAGCGUUGAUCAAGGAUCAGCUAGACACAUUAGCUCGAAUUAAGAUACCGGCCGACUCGAUCAACUCGAAAAUGGGUACACGAGACCGCGAACGGGUGAUCAAUGACCUGAAAAGCGUCAAGACCGAUAUACGUUUUCUGUAUAUCACACCCGAGCAAGCGAAUACUGCCACGUUCAAGGAUAUUAUGCAGCAUCUGGUCAAGUUCCGGAAGGUCGCAUACGUUGUAGUAGACGAGGCGCACUGCGUUAGCGAGUGGGGGCACGAUUUCCGACCCGACUAUUUGAAGCUUGGCAAUCUGCGGGCGGAAUACCCUUCCGUACCGUGGAUUGCGUUGACGGCAACCGCUUCGAAACAUGUCGUGGAGGACAUAUUUCACAACCUACGCCUAAAAGAACCGGUGGCCAAGUUCAAAACGCCUUGCUUCCGACACAAUCUCUACUAUGACGUAGUAUUCAAAAACUCCAUCCAAGACGACUUCCUGCAUUUGAAGGACUACAUCGAAAGCAUCCUUGGAAAGCAGGACGAAGUGAAACCGAGCAAGCGUGCUUGCGGUAUCAUAUACUGCCGAACGCGCGAAAAUACGGAACGUGUGGCGACAAAUUUGACAAAGCUCGGUUUACGCACGGUUCCUUAUCAUGCAGGACUGAAACAAUCCGAACGCGACCAGGUGCAGGAAGACUGGAUGGAAGGAAAGUACGUCGCGAUUGCGGCUACCAUCAGCUUCGGCAUGGGUGUGGAUAAAGGUUCGGUACGGUUCGUUAUUCACUGGGACAAUCCCCAGAAUGUGGCCGCCUACUACCAGGAAUCGGGUCGGGCGGGUCGCGAUGGCAAAAAGUCCUUCUGUCGCAUUUAUCACUGUCGCGACGAGUGUAAGUCGAUCGAGUUUCUGUUGCGACAAGAUUUGCAAAAAAGCAAAGACACACCGAAGGAGGAAGGUGCCAAGCAGGCUGUGAAAAACUUCGAGAAAAUGGUCGAAUUUUGUGAAAGUGCACGCUGCCGACACCGGCUGUUUACUGACUAUUUCGGUGACGAUCCGCCCGACUGUCGAAACAUGUGCGACGUUUGCACCAAUCCGAAGAAGGUGCAGAAAGCCAUCGACUACUUUCAGCAGCUGGCCUACACGGGAAAGUUGAAAACGAUGACGGCCUACGAUGAUGACCCGUCCGAUCUGUAUGGGGGCGGUCGGAAGGGCUAUGAAAAUGACUACUACGAUGGUUGCAGCAGCGGCUACAGUGAUGGUCGUGAAAAGCGCAAACAAAGUGAAUCGGCGCUGCUGAUUCAGAAACAAUUCCUCCUCCGUAAGGCGGCUGCCGCGAAAGACAUGAGCAUGCAGCGAUCGGCCACGAUCGGGCGGGUAAAGUUUGCCAUGCAGACACCCGUCAAGGUGAGCGGAUUAACGAUAGCGACGCGCGAAACGUACGUUACCUCGCUGGCCGAUCUGAUGAAGAAAAACGUGGAGAUCUGCAAAGGGAUUGACGAACCGGACUACAGCCUAGUGUACAAGGACUUUGAAGACAUCGCGGUGGAAAUGGAGUACGAAGCGUUCACUAAAAACACCGUCAAAAGUUUGUACCACCGAGCGAUUGUUAAGCAGGUAACGUCACUGAAAUCGGCUGUGGCGGAGAAAAUGUUACAUCCACGGGUGAAGGAGUACUGCCCGAAGCAUCGGGCUAAUCUGGGCGGAGACUAUAGGACGAUAGAGGCCGAUCUUAAGCGUAAGUACGGCGACAACAUCGUGGAAGAGAUCCGAUCGGAUGGACACGAUAAGAAGCAUGACGGACAUCAUCAUCACCACCAUCAUCACCAUCAUCGAAACGAACGCAAUGGUGAUCGUAAACGAACCUCCAAAUUUACGGCGAAAACCAGUACUUCCCGUGACCGUGACGGUCUCAACCAGUCGUCGAUCAGUUCCUACUUCAGUGCAAAAAAUAACGCGUCCUCCACUGCCACUGCGAUGGCCAGUGGAAGCAAUUCUGGCCUGAUGACGAUCGAUGAUGGUGACAUGUGGGAUGACGAUCAGCUGAAGGAAGGUGGCCGAUCGAACAAUGUGAAGCUGGCACCACCGGAACCGGCCACACUAUCGCUGAUCCGUUCACCGCAGUCACCUCCCACUUCACCGAUAUCACCUCGAUCACCGCGCUCACCACGCUCCCCUCCGUCCCGGAGAUCGCCGCGUUCGCCACGUUCACCACGUUCUCCAACGUCGCCACGAUCGCCCCGUUCCCCGUCGGUAGAGUACGUCUCAAAUGACCAGUACCAGGAGGUGAAAACGCGUCGGCUAAGCGAGCAUGGCGAACGGCAUCGACGAUCGACAUCCCGAACGGCGUCAAAAGACCGUACCUAUCGUGAUCGCUCCCGAUCUGGUUCGAGGGGAUACUCGAGUGAGCGAUCGCGAACCAAGCAAAAAUCGACGUCCUACAAGCGAUCGCGCGAAAGCAGCCGAUCGUACUCCCGGGAACGAUCUUACUCGUAUCGAUCGGGCAGCUCCCGUUCGAGGGAUUGGGAGGAAGACGAGAUUGCAAGGCGUCGGAAGCGUAAAUAUGAGGAAGAAGAGUAUGACCGAGAGUACGAACGUGUCCCCGUGAAAUCAAGGGUGUACGACGAUGAGUAUGAAUCCAACAACAAACAGCACCAUCAUCCUUCACGGAGGCCACCGUCACCAGAGGAGGAGUUCAGUUAUGCCGCUCCUAAAAAGCGAAUAUCGCACUACGCUGAAAACAGUGGUUCCACUGCUGUAGGGUACGGCAAAAAUUCGGCCUACGGAUCCGCUGCCGGUGGUUCGUCUUCCGGGUAUAAUAAUUACGUACCUCACAAAACCGUUGGCGGCGGUGGUGGUGGUGGUGGCGGUGGCGGUGCUAGUGGUAGUGGCUCAUCCCAAAUGUUGAACAAUGAAGAUAUGUGGGAUGAUGAUCCGGAACCAUCGUCGUCUAAUUCACGGUCGAAGGAUCAGCCUCCUUCGCCGCCAGCAUCACCACCGUCAUCACCGCCUCCGCCGUCCUCACCGCCACCACCAUCAUCACCGCCGCCAAUGUCACCCUCUCCGGAGCCGGAAUAUAUGCACACCAAGUACCUACCACCGUCGCCUCCGCAUCGUCCACCGUCGCCCGCAUCACUACCACAAACAUCGAUACAUCACGAUAAGCAUCCGAUGCGCACGUACGAUCACCGAUCGCCGUACGACGGAGCGCACGAUCCGCGCUUAACGGGUACACCAAAAAGUCCACCCUAUUCCCAGCUGGGAGCCAGUGGCAAUGCACUCUCCUCCGUGUCCUGCGUGAAACCUUCGACUUCGGUUGGGUUUACGACAGCUGCUCAGAUGCACCUAAAUUCCCUAGCGAACAAACCAUCAUCAUUACCAGUGAGCACGAUGCAAGCGGUAGGCCCAACAAUGGCCGGCGGUACGGCCAACGUAACAAUGAUGCAAACGGGCAUUGUUGGGGGAAUGAAACAAUCGUGCAUGAACACAGUUACCACGAACAACGUGCCCGGCCCUUCCAGUGGAAAUUCAUCCAACGCUCAACAGCUUAUGUCCGGCUCGUCCGGGCAUACACCGGGCGGUGCACCCGAUUCGGCCGGCUCAACACCGUCUGGAUCGCAGCUUGCAGAGAUGGAGAAGAAGAAGAAAAAUUUGGCCAGCUGCGUCAUACACUAUCUGAUGCCGUACUAUCGUGAUCAAAAAAUCGAAACAAAGGAGCUGUUCAAAGGGCUUGCGAGGAAGAUUUCGCACAAAUUCUACGAAGCCGAUGUUACCGCUGAGCGUAAAGUGAAGAAAUACAUCGAUGAUAUGAUGGCCCACAAGGGUAUUAUUUCGAGCGAAGCGGAUUUUCCCAAAUAGAAACGACGCAAGGCGCGCUCGCGCGCAUACAAAUCGCGGUCAUAUCGACGACGUUCACGCUGCUGACGCGCAGAGUGAAUGCGCGCGAUGGACGCGUCGUUGUCUAUAAUGUAAUUUAACGAACGUUCUGUACAUAUUAGACCAUAAGCAACAACCUCCUGCUCUACCUUGCAUGACUCAAUGUAGAAGCUGGCGCGCGCGUGCGCUUUGGUGGCCAACGAAGAACAGCGCAUAUUCCAUUGUUACAACGUACUGUCAGGAUAGCAACGGCCAUGCUCCAGGCCGACAUCGCCUCGAAACCCCAGAAAGUAUGGCAGGGAAUUGUUUGCAUGUGCUUUUAUUACAGAGAAAAAGAAUUGCCAAUGAAUGGCAUUCAUUGCCAUGGUAGUGUGCUCCCGUCGGAUUGACGGCCGUGUUUUAAAUGGAGGGAAGGUUUGUUUUUUUUUUUACUUGCUAUAUCUUUUAGGAGCUUGCAUUAAUUUUGAUGUAUUUUGUUUUCAUUCUCUCUCUCUCUGGGAGUAUGCCGGUAUGUGUUGCGAAACAUCGGUAGCAAUAUAUGUAAUUUAAAAAGUCAUCUAGUUUUUUUUUGUACUACUUCCCCAUUUUUGGUAAUUUAAAUCGUACGAAAGUCGCAGGAACAUGUGUGUCGAUGCGUUACAUUUAAGGCUUGUGAUAGCUUUUUUAGAGUUUGUAAUGGAUUCUCGGCGGCGGGGCGGCCCAUUGGUAUAUGUGAUAAACGGUGCCGGUUCCACAUGACAGGACCGCGUAUCAAAUUACAUCGGAACCGUCCCCCCCAUAGCAAGGACUUACUAUCUGGCUACGUGGUAAAAAUUAACCUGGUCAGCAUUGUCAACAUGACCUCAGAGGUCAUUAAGCCGAGAGAGAGAGAAAGGAUUCUCGUCCGAUAAAUCUCCGAAUCCUAUGUUGUCGAACCUUUUUGGAGUUCCCAAUUUCAAUCUUUAAAUGGUCAAAUAGUAUAAACAAGAAAUAUUUAAACAUCGCUCACAAUUUGCACAUGAAGACAGUGAUCAGUUUGAUAAUUUUAUUUACACGGCCAACAUUAACAUAAAACGAUCAAUUCAGUAAUUGUCUUUGCCGGAAUUCAAACAUGAAAGUAAGGAGCAUACUUUACUACCAAUCGUUUAUUGGUAAUAGCACCGGUUUUCCACACGACAGUCUUGGUAUGAAAAUCCCAUACGGAUCGCGUUACUCCGUAGUUGCGUAAUAAUAAAAACAUGUGUAGCAAGCCAGUUAUGGCAGGCAUGACCUUAGUCGGUCGUUACUCCAAGAAAAAGAAAAAAAAGGAAGACUUGAGAAUUGCCCGUAGCCAUUAAUGUCACUGUGUCAAAAUUAAUGCAAGAACCUAACAAUACAUUCGAUGGCGGAUUCAUUCGCCGUUAACCGUUUCAUAAUAGGAGCAGGGUACAGUGGCCACCUUUAUUGCACACAGACACUAAAUACUUAUUACGCCCGGACGUUCUGUAAGUUUGUGUGAAUAAAGAUACAUUCUGAUAAUAAUA